Messenger RNA from Acanthocheilonema viteae, 1707 nucleotides. The record is from the annotation of a GenBank genome assembly. NCBI's taxonomy places the organism in Eukaryota, Metazoa, Nematoda, Chromadorea, Rhabditida, Onchocercidae.
AUGCAUGAGAUGUUGAAAGCCGAAAGUACCGUAAAAGAUAUUGAUGACACCGAAAAAAAUGGUAAUGAUUUAUUGUGUACAGUAUGCGGUGAUCAGGCAACAGGUCGACAUUAUGGAACGAUUGCAUGUAAUGGAUGUAAAGGUUUCUUCAGGCGAACUAUUCGACGUGGUUAUAGAUAUACGUGUCGCUUCAGUAAUAAUUGCAAUAUUGAUAAACAUAAUCGAGCAGUUUGCCGCUCAUGUCGCUAUAUGCGUUGUGUUAAUGCUGGAAUGAAAAUAGAUGCAGUGCAAAAUGAGCGUGACGUAAUCGGUAGACGGAAUCGUACUCCGUCAACAUCGUUACCCUCGACGAGUGUCAUCGCUGCUGUAGCGCAAAGUACUACCAGUAAUGGAUUAUCGAAUAUAAAGUUAGAACAGACUAAAACAACAACCAAUCGGAAGCAAUCUUCUCGCAAUGGGCAAUUUACGGUUUCUUCAACAACUUCUUCCUCGUCUUCCUCAACAAUUUCAACAUUACCAUCAUGGGAUACGCCACGAUCAUUGUUGGAAAGCCUUCUUUUAUCUGAGAAAAAAAUGCAAAGUUUGAGAGAAACAAUUAUGAAGCAAACCGAUGUCCCAUUAUGGACAAAAAAUCAAUUGUAUGGGACGAGUGAUGCUGGCCGUACAGCAACCAUUAAGGAUAUUUAUACGAGUAUUCACAGUCAGUUAUUACUUGUAAUCGAAUGGGCUAAAACUCUCUCUCCGUUUGCAGCACUCUCAACUGAUGAUCAGACAGCACUGCUAAAGAAUUACGCUUCACAGCAUAUUAUUCUCGGUGUUUCAUACCGUUCGAAAGAUAAUUCCGAUUUUCUGAAAUUACUUAACGAUUCAUGCAUACCGCGUUGUGGUGAUCAUGAUAGUACAGAAUAUCUCGAAAAUAUCUAUUUUCGAGAUUGUGAACGCAUUAUGGAUCAACUUGUUGCACCAAUGAAAUUUCUCAAAAUUGAUGACGUUGAAUUUGUUGCAUUAAAAGCUUGCGUUCUAUUCAAUCCCGUAGCAAAAGGAUUAUCAAGUGGAAGCGUUAUGGAUAUUUUAGCAACCCGUCGACGUAUAUUUGCAGCAUUGGAACAUUAUGUUAGCAUGAAAAUUCCAAGUGAUGUUAACAGAAUUGGUGAUCUUACAUUUUUUAUAUUAUCACCAUUGCAGGCAUUAGCUAAUGCAGUUUGUGAGGAUGUCCUAGUAUUCAAAUUAUCAGGUGUCGCAAAUAUUGAUCAAUUAAUGGAAGAAUUAAUUUUAACCGAAACAAAAGAACGAAAAAUUUCUGAUCGUUUAAAUUCUGAAUGUUUAUUGAUGAAAAAUUUAUAUGCGGAAAGAUUGAAAGCAUCGAAUUUAAGCAAUUCAAUUUCGUACGAUGAUAUGGAAAGUCCUCUUUCAAAUCAAUUAAACAAUACUUCCAAUACAUCAUCACCUGCUGUUGACAUAAUUAAUGAUUUCGACGAGUCAUCAUAUCGUAGAUAUUCACCAACGGUCAAUACACCAUUAUCAUUUACUAUCGAUCCAUUUAAAAGUAAUCCAUCAUCACCAAUCCAACUGCAAUCGACCAAUGUCUCCGAUAUCAAUUCGCCAUCAUAUUUAUCAGCUUGGACAGCAUCAUCAUCAUCAUCAUCACAUUGUACAGCAUAUCUCGAAAAUGAUGACUAUUAUAUUGCAUCAUCAAUGAAUUUAUGA